Teleopsis dalmanni is the source of this 6111-nucleotide messenger RNA. RefSeq names its product laminin subunit beta-1 (gene LanB1). The record is from RefSeq and is a predicted model, not a curated record. Gene Ontology annotation, cellular component: laminin trimer. Bases 568 to 5967 code for a protein of 1799 amino acids. Gene Ontology annotation, biological process: cell migration; substrate adhesion-dependent cell spreading; basement membrane assembly. The transcript has 2 exons. NCBI's taxonomy places the organism in Eukaryota, Metazoa, Arthropoda, Insecta, Diptera, Diopsidae.
GAUUUUAAACAGGAUUCACUACAAAACUUUCUAACAUAAAAAAGAUUCAUAAAUUUUUGGGUGAAUUUGAAAAAGUGAUCCUCUUGUCGACAUUAAACUUAAAAUAAUAAUAAAAACAAUCCAAAAGUAUAUAAAAUUAAACUAAAAUUGUUUUUAUUUUUAAAUUUAUUACAACCAAAAUUAAAAACUCUGAAGCGAAGGAAGAGGAAGGAAGUUCAGUUGUUCUUUAGUAAUCGCAUCAAAAGUAAUUAAAUCAAACCAACGCUGAUUUAUAUAUCGAUUACAACCGGAAACUGUUGGGGCAACAAAAACAACUCUGGGAGCAAUAUUUACUCAAGACCCACACAUGCAUAAUAUAUAUCACAUAGAAUUGUUUUAGUUUCUAUACAUAUUUAAACAUAUGCCACAAAACUACAAAAAACAAAAGAACAUAAUCAAAAAACAACUUCAAUAUUAACACACCGUAGAGAAUCGAACUAACACAACACCAUAAAUAGAAUUAAUAUUAUUAAAAAUAAUAAAAAAAAAAGAAGAAAGAAAAAAACAAGAAAAAAUUAGUUCAAUAUAAUGUCGAAGCGGAGCUGGGGCGGUCAUACCAGCAAUUUAAGUAGCUUAUUGCUUAUCGCGAUUUCAUGCUUUAUACUACUGAGCCACUGUUUCGACAUAAGCGUGGCACAGAAACAUGCCGGCGGUCGACGUGAUCGUGUACGCAAUCUGCCCCGCCAAUAUAUAAAACAACAUCCAUGCGAGCGUUCAUCAUGUUAUCCGGCCACUGGUAACUUACUAAUCGGGCGUGAAAAUCGCUUAACAGCAUCAUCGACAUGUGGUCUACAUUCACCGGAACGUUUUUGUAUACUCUCACAUUUGCAAGAUAAGAAGUGUUUCCUUUGUGAUACAAGAGAGGAAACACGAAAUGACCCAUUCAAAAAUCAUCGUAUCGGACAAAUAAUAUAUGAAACAAUUCCAAACACGCAAACACCGACUUGGUGGCAGUCUGAAAAUGGUAAAGAAAAUGUCAUCAUUCAACUGGAUAUGGAAGCUGAAUUUCAUUUUACCCAUUUGAUAAUAUCCUUUACCACAUUUCGCCCGGCAGCAAUGUUGAUAGAACGUUCAUUUGAUUUUGGUCAAAGUUGGCAUGUUUAUCGUUACUUUGCAUAUGACUGUGCCGAAUCCUUCCCCGGUGUACCAACUGUUUUGCGUAAUAUAACAGAUGUUGUUUGUACAUCACGUUAUUCCAAUGUCGAGCCAUCUCGGAAUGGUGAGGUUAUCUUCCGUGUGCUGCCACCAAAUAUAAAUGUAUCUAACCCGUAUGCGGCGCAUGUACAAAAUAUGCUCAAAAUGACGAAUUUGCGUAUUAAUUUUACUAAAUUGCAUAAACUCGGUGAUAAUUUAUUGGAUAAUCGUUUGGAAAUGGAAGAGAAAUAUUACUAUGGCAUAAGCAAUAUGGUUGUACGUGGAUCCUGUUCAUGUUACGGUCAUGCUUCGCAAUGUUUGCCUUUGGAUGGCUCUGAUAGUGAUUCAUAUGAAAUGAUUCAUGGACGUUGUGAAUGUACGCAUAAUACGAAGGGUUUAAAUUGCGAGUCUUGUGAAGACUUCUUUAAUGACUUACCUUGGAAACCAGCGUUUGGUAAGCAGACCAAUGCUUGCAAAAAGUGUGAAUGUAAUGAACAUGCCUUCAGUUGUCAUUUCGAUCAGGCGGUGUUUGACCAUUCUGGACGUGUAUCUGGUGGUGUUUGUGAUAAUUGUAUUCACAAUACACAGGGACAACACUGUGAAGAAUGUAUGCCGUUCUUCUAUCGGGAUCCAAGUCAAGAUAUACGCAGUCCUUAUGUUUGUUUGCCAUGUGAUUGUGAUCCAAUUGGUUCGUUGGACGAAGGUAUUUGCGAUUCUGUCAACGAUCCUGAUAAUGGUGUUCAGGCAGGUGCUUGCCACUGCAAAACUAACGUGAAAGGACGUCGGUGUGAUAUGUGCAAAGAUGGUUAUUGGAAUUUAGAUCCAGAAAAUCCAGAUGGCUGCGAAGAAUGUACUUGCAAUAUUCUUGGUACUAUUGAUAAUUCUGGUUGUAACAUGCAUACUGGUGAAUGUACAUGUAAACGUUUGGUAACUGGUAAAGACUGUAAUCAGUGUGCACCAGAAACCUAUGGACUUUCUGAAUCAGAGGAAGGCUGUUCGCCAUGCGAUUGCGAUUUGGGUGGAUCAUACGAUAAUUUCUGUGAUGUCAUUUCAGGACAGUGUCGUUGUAGGCCACAUAUGAGUGGUCGUACUUGUGCCACGCCUAAACAGAAUUAUUUCAUACCACAAUUAACACAAGUUUAUGAAGCUGAAACUGCAGAUGUUUGCAUCUCUUAUUCAAAUAAUGGUAAUUGUACUGUUUUGCCGUCUCAAGUACCAUCUGAUCGUAUUCCCGAUUUUACCGGUAUUGGUUUUAUGCGCAUUCCCGAAAACUCAGGUCUUACAAUAACAGUCAAUGACAUUGCCCGUUCUAUGCCAUAUGAUGUUGUUAUUCGGUACCAAACUACUUCACACGGUGAUUGGGAAGAUGCCUUUAUCACUUUAGUACGUCCGGAUGAGGUUGAUCCAGCUGGCAACUGUGCAGAAGCUGUGCGACCAGGAAGUAGUGCCUAUGAAACACAUAUACCAUUUACUUUAUCGGAUCGCCAACGUCAUGUAGUUGCUUUACACAAUGUAUGCUUGGAAGAGGGAAAAGUUUAUAAAUUUAAAAUUAAUUUUGAACGUCGACAUCACAAUGAAGAUAAUCCAACGGCUACAAUAAAAAUAGAUUCAUUAACAUUGAUACCACGUAUACAAGUAAAUGAAAUCUUCAGAGGCUCUCCCUUAGAUAAUUACACUCAUAUGGGCUGCAAUCAAUCUUUGUAUGAUUUGCGCUACGGUGGUGUAAACAAUGAACCUUGUACAAAAUGGAAUAACGAUGCUAGUACUAUUAUACACAACGGUGCUAGUAUGUGCAAUUGUAAUCCUACAGGGUCAUUGAGCAAGGAAUGUAACUCUAUUGGUGGUUAUUGUCAAUGUAAACCGAAUGUAGUAGGACGACAAUGUGAUAUUUGUGCUCCUGGUACAUAUGGUUUUGGUCCAGAGGGGUGCAAAGCAUGCGAUUGUAACAGCAUUGGAGCCAAGGAUAACAAUUGUGAUUUAAUAACUGGGCAAUGCGCCUGCCACCCAAAUACAUAUGGGCGCGAAUGUGAUCAAUGUCAACCCGGUUAUUGGCAUUUCCCUGAUUGUAGAGUUUGUGAAUGCAACGGUCAUGCGCAACAAUGUGAUCCACUAACUGGACAGUGUUCGAGUUGUAUGGAUUUCACAACUGGUUAUGGUUGUGAUGUUUGUCUAGAUGGGUAUUAUGGCAACCCGUUACUUGGCAGUGAAAUAGGUUGCCGUGCUUGCCGUUGUCCAGAUACUAUUGCUAGCGGCAACUCACAUGCUGAUGGCUGUUCUUUAGAUUCACGGAACAAUAACAUGAUAUGUCAUUGUCAGGAAGGCUAUGAUGGUCCCCGUUGCGAUAUUUGUGCUGAUAACUAUUUCGGAGAUGCAGCGUCACUUGGCGGUUCAUGUGAAAAAUGCGAAUGUAGUAAAAAUACAGAUCUUUAUGAUACAGGAAAUUGCGAUCGUCGCACAGGAAAAUGCCUUAAAUGCUUAUACAAUACAACUGGAGAUCAUUGUGAGCUCUGCCGUGAUAGUUUCUUUGGUGAUGCACUUAAUCAAAAUUGUGUACCAUGUGAUUGUGAUGUGUUAGGCACCAACAACACAGCACUACAUUGUGAUCGCUUUACCGGACAGUGUCCAUGCUUGCCUAAUGUAAGAGGCAUCAGUUGUAGCGAGUGUGUAGUUAAUCACUGGAAGAUUGCAUCAGGUGAGGGUUGCGAAGCCUGUGAAUGCGAUCCAAUCGGUUCAUUAUCUGAACAAUGUAAUAGAUAUACUGGACAAUGUGAUUGCAGAGAUGGUUUUGGCGGACGUGCAUGUAAUCAAUGUCAAUCUAAUUUCUGGGGCAAUCCAAAUGAAAAAUGCUUACCUUGCGAUUGUGAUCCUUAUGGCUCAGCAGAUUUCCAAUGUGAUCGAGAAAGCGGACAAUGUGUUUGUCACGAAGGUAUUGGUGGCGACAAAUGUAAUCAAUGUGCACGAGGUUAUCUUGGCGAAUUCCCACAUUGCGCACCUUGCGGCGAAUGCUUUAACAAUUGGGACUUAAUUCUGCAUGAACUAGAAGAUGCCACAGCCGUCGCUAUACAACGCGCUAAAGAAAUUAAACUCAUUGGCGCCACUGGAGCCUACACAUCUGAAUUUAGCACUCUUGAAAAGAAAUUACAAAACAUACGUGACUUACUGCAAAAUACCACUGUGAGCUUGCAAGACAUUGAUGGAUUGGAAAAAGAGGCAAAAGAGCUUGAACGCAAUCUUUCUGCAGCACACCAAAAACUUAUUGAAACAGAACGCAAUCUAGAAAAUAUCUACUCUUCGCUUACUUUGUCUGGUGUUGAACUGGAAGCACUGCAAAAUCAGUCUGCUUUAGUUAAGCAAUUAUCAAAAGAUUUAAAAGAAAAUGGAAUUCAAUUGCAAGAAUCAAACAUCGAUGGUGCAUUGAAUUUAACGCGUGAGGCUUUUAAUCGGGUUCUAGAUUUGUCAGCAUUUAAAGACGAGGCAGCAGAAUAUGCAGCAAACACGGAUCGCAAUUGCAAGCGUGUAGAAGCUUUAGCAAAUAAACUAAAAGACGAUUCAAGUACUGUUACUGCAAAUGACAAUCUCAUCAAUGAAUAUCGCAAUGAAUUGGCUGCACUAACUGCCAUCAUACCGGACUUAAAUAACGAAGUUUGUGACAAACGUGGCGAUCCUUGUGAUAGUUUGUGUGGUGGUGCAGGUUGUGGUACUUGUGGCGGACUUUCUUGUGAACGUGGUGCGUUAACACGUACUGAAAACGCACUUAAAGUUGCUAAGGAUACUGAAAACGAAAUUGAAAAGAAAAAAGAUCAAGCUGAUCAAACUAUACGUUCCUUAUUCCAAGCUAAAGUAAAUGCAUCUGAAGCUUACCAAAAGGCAAAGAGUGCUUACGAAGAUGCCGAACGUUAUCGAAAUCGUACAAAUCUUAAUAUCAAAAAAGGUGAGGCUAUGAUUUUAAAUCUUACUGAGUUUUUAAACAACAGUACUGCUCUACCAAGUGACACUAAAAAAAUAUCACAAAAAACUUUGCUAUUGGAUCUAACAUUAGAUCCGCAAGAAAUUCAAUUAUUGGGCGGAAAGAUUAAUGAUGCUGUUUCAUCACUGAAAAAUGUUGAGUCAAUAAUUUAUAAUACAAAACAUGAUUUGGAACGCGUCAAUAAUUUACAGGCGAAAGCGAACGCUACAAAAGAAACCGCUAAUGAAAUACUGCAAACAGCCAAUUCUGUUGUUAAAAAUCUUGAUGAUGCAGAUGAUUCACAAGCAAAAGCCGAGGAUGCUAUUAAACAAGCAAAUAGUAAUAUAGAACUAGCUGCCAAAGAUCUUGAUCAAAUUGAUUUGGAAACAAGUGAAGCUGAAGCUCCUGCAAAUGCUACUGCAUCACAAGUUGAGGAACUAGCAAAGAAAGUUAAUCGUUUGCAGAAAAAUAUAUUGAAGAAUGAACUUGACGCUAAAGAAAUCAAAAAGGAAGCAAACCGUGUUAAAGAUUCAGCAAUAGAAGCUCGCACUGAUGCUAACAAUCUAAAGUCCAGCGCCACAGUAGCCAAUCAGACAUUAAUCGAGCGUGCCCAGCGUUCCGAAGAUGCGCGAAAACGAGCCAAGAAAUUAUUGCAACGCGCAUCUAAGCUAACCGUCGACACCAAUGAGAAAUUACGCGAACUGCAACAAAUGCACGACAAUUAUUCAGAGAAAAAUAAUAAACUACUGAAACUACAAGAUGAUAUCAAACCAUUAAAUGACGAAGUAACAAUCUAUCUUAAAAAUAUACAGUCAAACGCAGAUCGUUAUAGACAAUGUUUAGUUUAAAGCUGUUGACGCGUGCACCAUAAGCGCCAUGCUAUUAAGCACUUCAUGUAUAAUGCUAAUCCUUAACUAACCUCUAGCAUUUAUUUACUUAAGUACACACCCACUUUCCCACUUUCCACUACUAUUAAUUGUCGCCUUUCUUUU